This is a messenger RNA of Cydia strobilella, 330 nucleotides long. RefSeq lists its product as uncharacterized. Gene Ontology annotation, cellular component: nucleus. The coding region runs from base 19 to 330 and encodes 103 amino acids. NCBI's taxonomy places the organism in Eukaryota, Metazoa, Arthropoda, Insecta, Lepidoptera, Tortricidae. Gene Ontology annotation, molecular function: zinc ion binding. The transcript has 2 exons. The record is from RefSeq and is a predicted model, not a curated record.
AACGUAGCGGUUCCCGUGAUGGACGUGACGCGCGCGUGUCGCUGCUGUCUGCGGUGUCCCCCGGACAAGGACCUGACGACGCCGUACACACAUCUCGGCAACACAGAGAUUUAUGCCGACAUGAUCAAACAGUGCUUUGACAUAAAUCUGGCAGUGGGCGGCCCGGGCUCGUGCGGCAUCUGCUCGACGUGCGUGGGCCGCCUGCGAGACGCGAGCGACUUCAAGCUGCAAGUGCAGCGCAGCCAGGAGGAGCUGCAGUCAUACACGCAAGGAAUGAACCAUGUUAAAGGUAGAGAAGCACCACCUAUCAAAAACGUUUGUGCUCUAUAG